Messenger RNA from Gastrolobium bilobum, 3313 nucleotides. RefSeq lists its product as uncharacterized. The transcript has 17 exons. Gene Ontology annotation, cellular component: transcription factor TFIIIB complex. Lineage: Eukaryota; Viridiplantae; Streptophyta; Magnoliopsida; Fabales; Fabaceae. The coding region runs from base 236 to 3127 and encodes 963 amino acids. The record is from RefSeq and is a predicted model, not a curated record. Gene Ontology annotation, molecular function: TFIIIC-class transcription factor complex binding. Gene Ontology annotation, biological process: RNA polymerase III preinitiation complex assembly.
ACCGAGUCAGAACGACCUCACUCAGAUGCUUAGAGCAUAACUACGUUUUUACUUUUAUCUUUUCUCCAUUCGAAGCAUUAUUCCCAGCUUUCGUACUUUUUCUGUCUACAAGUUCGUUAUACGUUUACAAUUUUCAUCCACAACUUUUCGUGGCAAUUAACACGCAAAAUCACGCUGCUUUAAGUUUGUUUCAUACAAGGGAACGUAGGCUAUUGUAGUCCACCUAAUUAGGUUCAUGGAUCUUUUUGAUGAUAUUCUACCUGUAGCUCCUCCUGCACGAGCUCGGCCGGGUGGUAAGUUUAUCCCUAAGGCCAAACCGAAACAGCUGCCUCGAAAGGAAAUAUCUGCAUCAGAACAUGCAACCUCAUCUAAAGAUGGAAAGAAUGUGCCUGUUACUUCAUCAUCUACCUGCUCAGAAGGAAUUUCUUUGAAUGAAUGUCAUAAUGCAGUUGCUUCAACUUUAAGUAUGUCAGCGGAAGAACAUACGAGGUCUAAUCAUCGUCCACAGGUAGAACAUCCAAAUUUGGAGGAUGCCACAAAUUCUGAAAUGGGAAAUCCUCAACAAGUUAGUGAAAAUGGAGAUGCUGCAGCUUUAGUUGAUGCUCUGCCUUCCACGAUGACGGCCUCUGAAGUCGAUGCUGAUCGGAAUCUUACACACUUUCCAAAAUCAGCAUGUGAGGCAGAUCCUGUAGGUUUUGAUGUGGGCCGAGUCGCUAACUCCAUUCCUGAGUCCAGCCUCAACAACGGCACAACACAAUCAGUUCACCCUGCUAAUCCUGUAGAAAAUGAAUUGAGUAGCGUGGCUGCUCCAUCUACAUCUUGUUCAACCAUAGGUAGGAUGGAAGAUGCACCAAAAACUGGGGAAGAUUCAUUUCUUGAUAACAACAAACAUUUGGAACUUAUUGAUAAUUCAUUGCAAGUUUGCCCAGAUGUGGGCUUCCAAAUUGCUUCAGAUAAUAAGGAUGCAAUAUUUGAUAGCAAUAUUCAUUCCAAUUUUAGUUUUGCAAGAGAACAAGAGGUAGUGUCUAUGGAGUUUGGAUUGGAUCCUUUCAGUAACACCCUCCCGGAUCCUGGCACUAGGAAUGCUCGUAAGUUUCAACCCAAGAUUAAGCCACGACCCAGAGUAGGCAAUACAACAAUUAUUGCUUCUGCUUCAUCUAGUGUUAUGAUGGAAAAAUCUGUUGAGUUGCCUUCAUGCACAAAUGAAGUUCAACCUUUUCAAUCUAGUGGUGAUGGCAAUGGUGGGCUAAACCAAUCCACCAGUUUACCUUUACCCACAUCAGAGAUUCUUAGUUCAGCCAAUUUAUCCAAUAAGUCUGAUUAUAUGAGCUCAAAUAUUCCAGUCUCUGAAGACAACAGAAGCUUGACAACAGUAAUUCCUUCCCAACUGGAUUCCCUGAAUGCUAUGCUUUCAGAGGUUGCAGUUCAUAAUGGAAGUAGAGAUUCGCCUUCUAGUUUUGGUAAAUCAGCUGGAGAGACUGCAGACAUUUUCUCUGGGUUGGAAACCCUUGAUUACUUUCUCACCCAAAAUGCCACUGAUACAGGAAAACCAGCUCUUCAUUCUUUCAAUGAGAAGGGUUCAGAGGAAAAUUUUGUUGUUCCAGCUUGUAGUUCUAUUAAUUCUUUUGGGGCAUGUGAUACUGCCCAAGUUCAAACGUGUCCAGAGUAUCACACCACCCAAGAUUCAUUAACCUUCAAUGAAACUGAAGUCCUCAAUGUGAAUGAUACUCACUCUAACAAUAGAAAGCCAGAAACAGAGAAUGUUGUGGACCUGAAUCCUGCCAGCCCUGUUGACAAUGUCUUUGAUUAUCAAUCCAUGAAAUCUGGCACAGACCCAACUUCUGAAAUUCCAGUGCAUGAAGAACUGACAAAUGCUGCCGAUAGUCCCACAUUGGCUGAUAUUCUGCAUGCAGAUGUUACUGGGGAAAAAGAAGAUGCUAAUGAGAGAAAAAAAGAUGGCACAAUUUCAAGUUCUCCAAGGAAGCGUAGAAGAUCUUCUAUUGCUAAUGAAGAGGAUAAAAAUGGUAAAACCUCAAGGCAGCUGAGGAAACAAGCAUGUCGCAAACCUGCCAACAACUCGUUGAAUGAGGAUGAGGAUGACCUUGACCCCCUUUCUGAUUCUAAUAGAGAUGAACUUGAAGAAAAUGAUGAUGAAUUUGAAGUGGAUUAUUCAUCCAAUAAGAAAAGGGCAUCAGCAAGUUCAAAGAAGAAAUCUGUUGCUAAAACUGCAAAAACGUCUCAAAAGCGUAAAAAGGCUAAUGAUGAUUCAGAAAAAACUACUAAAGAACCUCCUAAAAAGUUUUCUCAUUCAACCAGACGGAGAAAAAGAUGUGUGGACAAGGCUCUGCUGGAAAUUCCUGAAGAUGAACUGGAUCCUCGAACAUUGCCUAUUAAGGAUAUUAUUUUACUUGCAGAACAUAGGGAACGGCGGGCGAAAAAGGAGGCAACAACUUCAAAAGCAUUUUCCACCAAUCAAAGCGGUGGAGAUUCCCUUCAUGAGGCUGGUGCUAAUAAUGAAGAGGAGACCUUAGGUUCAGAAGAUGGUAGAGACACCGGCGAUGAUCAAGCCAGUGAGAGUAUUCCAUUUGCUUCGUCUUUAUUCAAUUACCAGUCUUUCAUGGACAAGGCACCUAGGGGAAAAUGGUCAAAACAAGAUACUGAACUGUUUUAUGAGGCUAUUAGGCAGUUUGGCACAGAUUUUUCUAUGAUACAACAGCUUUUUCCUGGUCGAACACGUCAUCAGGUUAAGUUGAAGUACAAGAAGGAAGAGCGCCAGCAUCCUUUACUGUUAUCUGAUGCUGUAAAUAAUCGUGCUAAAGAUCACUAUCAUUUUAAAUUGGUGAUUGAGCGACUGCAACAAGCUUCCACAAAGGCAGAAAAAGACCCCGGCAGAGAUGCUUCAGAUUUCAUGACUGGGGAGGAGGUUGAGGACUUGACACCUGGAACUAAUGAGGAGGUUGCAACAACUCAGCAAGACGAGAUUGCGACAACUCAGAAAGACAAGAUUGCGACAACUCAGCAGGACGCCCAUGUCAAAGAUCAGGAAGAUUGUAUGGCUUUCAAAGAUGAUAGUGAUGAUAGUGAUGAUGAAUUUCAAAGAUGGUCUCAGUAUAAAAGUGAUUAUUAAUGAUAAUGCAUGAAUAUAAACUAUUCUGAUCUCAUUUCGUUUAUUAUAGUUAAUGUGAUUCUUUAUAUUCCUGAUUAAUUUGCGACAUCACUUCACAAACAUUGGGUUUCAUAGUCCAGGGCAUUUAUUUUUUCAAUCUUGUGUAUAGUGUAAAGUAUUUUUGUCAAGAGUAUUGUAAAUUUGUAA